Molecule: messenger RNA, 2590 nt
Organism: Cynoglossus semilaevis (tongue sole)
Lineage: Eukaryota; Metazoa; Chordata; Actinopteri; Pleuronectiformes; Cynoglossidae
Gene: usp12a
Product: ubiquitin specific peptidase 12a
Exons: 10
Coding region: 594-1712 (372 amino acids)
Biological process (GO): protein deubiquitination
Cellular component (GO): nucleus; cytosol
Molecular function (GO): cysteine-type deubiquitinase activity
Source: RefSeq, a predicted model, not a curated record
CACUACAAGAUGGCGGGUGCGGCGGAAAGAGAGAUCAAAGGACCCUAAACUCCGCCUAGUAAAGUACAAUUCAAGUAGUCCGCAAUAAUGCCUGAACUAAAACACGCAUUGAAAUGUAAAUAAGCGGAGUUCGGGGUAAAAUAAUAAACGUAUCUUCUUAUUGCAUAGCGCACAUUAAAUGAAACCACCUGUAUAUUGUCAAAGCAAAUAUAUUAAAUAUUGUAGCUCAGACUGUGGCCACUACGUGGCGCUGUGGCAUUUUAAUAAAAAGGACCCUCCUUUUAUGUUUUGUUGUGAUUAAACCAAUUGGAAAAACGUAGGCAUAAUAAACAUCUUGGUCUGGUGCCAACGUUUUUAGCAACAGAUGUGUUGUAAUUAGUCUGAACAAAAGAUGAUGUCGCUGAACACCAGUGAUUGAUUGUGAUAAUUUGUUUUGCAGCCUUUCCAUCACGUGUUCUCACUCCAACGCUCUAGAUGGCAGUAGAUACGUCAGCCGCCAUUGAACAUCAGAUCAGAGAAGCAGUGUAAGCAGAGUCUCUGCAGACCCAGCCUUUUCAACGCGCAGCAGUGUGGUGGAAGAUGGCGCUAGCCGAAUGGAAAUCCUAAUGACAGUCUCCAAAUUUGCGUCUUUUUGUACCAUGGGCGCCAAUGCCUCUGCUCUGGAGAAAGAGAUUGGAUCUGAGCAGUUUCCGGUCAAUGAGCACUACUUCGGCUUGGUCAAUUUUGGAAACACCUGCUACUGCAACUCGGUGCUGCAGGCUCUGUACUUCUGCCGGCCGUUCCGAGAAAAGAUCUUGGCGUAUCGUAGUCAGCCCCGUCGGAAGGAGAACCUCCUCACCUGCCUGGCUGACCUUUUCCACAGCAUUGCCAACCAAAAGAGGAAAGUGGGCGUCAUACCGCCCAAGAAGUUUAUCACUAGACUACGCAAAGAAAAUGAGUUGUUUGACAACUACAUGCAGCAGGAUGCCCACGAAUUCCUGAACUACCUUCUGAACACCAUCGCCGAUCUGCUGCAAGAGGAGCGCAAGCAGGAGAAGACAAAUGGCCGCCUCGCCAACGGGACACUGGACUCCCAGAACAACAACAGCAAUGCCACGCCCGCGCCCACCUGGGUCCACGAGAUCUUCCAAGGCACUCUGACCAACGAGACCCGCUGCCUCACCUGCGAAACGAUAAGCAGCAAAGAUGAGGACUUUCUGGACCUGUCUGUGGAUGUAGAACAGAAUACCUCCAUCACACACUGCCUCAGAGGUUUCAGUAACACGGAGACACUGUGCAGUGAAUACAAAUACUACUGUGAAGAAUGUAGGAGUAAGCAGGAGGCGCAUAAGAGGAUGCGUGUAAAGAAGCUGCCGAUGAUCCUGGCUCUGCACCUGAAGCGCUUUAAGUACAUGGAGCAGCUGCAGCGCUACACCAAACUGUCCUAUCGCGUCGUCUUCCCCCUGGAGCUCCGCCUCUUCAACACCUCCGGGGACGCCACCAAUCCUGAGAGGCUGUAUGAUCUGGUCGCAGUGGUGGUGCACUGUGGGAGUGGUCCAAACAGAGGUCACUAUAUUGCCAUUGUAAAAAGUCAUGACUUCUGGUUGCUGUUUGAUGAUGAUAUUGUAGAGAAAAUUGAUGCUCAGGCCAUAGAAGAGUUCUACGGCCUCACAUCUGAAAUCUCCAAGAACUCCGAGUCAGGCUACAUCCUCUUCUACCAGUCCAGAGACUAAAUGAGGAAUUUUUUUUUAAUCCCACAGAAAGAGAGCAGGAAAAAUUAUUAAAUAAUCUGUUCCCUGGCCGUGGGCGAAACAGUGGACCUUGAACGCGCCGCAGCAGCUCGUACGGUGUCCUACCUGCUCGCACAGCUGUAAUCAAUACCUGUGCUUUUUACUCACUCUGCGCUGCAGCUCUGCCUAUGUACCAGCUGCCCCCCUCCCAUCUGCCCUCCCCUUCCCCCUCCCCAUGACCCCCGUGUCCUCCCUCUCCCAUCACCCCCUACAGAUCGGCUGGACGCUGCUGCCUCUGCUGCUGCCGCUGCAGGGACAACGAGAUGAUGAUGAAUGAAAAAAAAAAAAAAACAAAAAACUGCAUCACGAUUGUCUGAAGACUUUGAAUGAGGCCUGUACAGAUGUUGCUUGGUAUGAUUGGCGUAUUAGUUUUUUUUUUCUUUGCCUGGGGUGUGGGCUUGACUGGCUAUUUAAUAAUUCAUAUGAUGUAACAUUGGCCCGGUGUCUUUACCCCCCCACCCCACCCACCCCCACUCACCCUAAAUCUGCACUGGGAUUGGCUGAGAGCAGAUCAUGUUUUGUGAUCCUAGAUGGUAAAGGAGGACAGGUGGGGGAGUGUCACACACUCCAGAGGGUUACACUGGUGUGUGUGUUUCUACAGUGUAUAGAAUGGUAUUUGUAUAAAUAUAACAAGAAGAUAAUAUUAUCAUUGGAAACAAAAUGCUAGAUCCUUGAGAAGAUGUAUUAACACUAUGGUGCACUUUUGAUACCGUUUUGUAGGUGUUGGCGAGUUUCCUGUGAGGGUUUGCUUGAAAAAGGCCUGUUGUGAAGCGAUCAUUUUCUGUUUUAAAGAAAAAGUAAUAAAGCCUGUAAAGACCGAG